AGCCUCAGCCAUGCCCACGCUCACCCUGUGCCUACUAUGCGUCCUGGCCACAGCCGCCCGGCCUGCCUCUGCCGCUCCCGUUAGGGGCCUGGAGCCGGCCCAACACGAGGAGCUGACCCUCCUCUUCCACGGUGCCCUGCAGCUGGGUCAGGCCCUCAACAGUGUGUACAGGGCCACGGAGGCACGGCUGACAAAGGCUGGGCACAGCCUGGGCCUCUAUGGCCGUGCGCUGGGCCUUCUGGGGCAGGAGGUCAGCCGGGGCCGGGAUGCAGCCCAGGAGCUACGCACAAGCCUGCUGGAGAUGCAGACGGAGGAGGAUGCCCUAAAGCAUCAAGCAGAGGCCACGGCCCGGGCCCUAGGGGAGGUGGCCCAGGGACAGCAGGUGCUACGGGAGAGCAUGCAGCGGCUGGAAGUCCGGCUGAGAGGUGCUUGGCUGGGCCAUGCCCAGCAGGAAUUUGAGGCUUUAAAGGCCCACGCAGACAAGCAGAGCCACAUCAUAUGGGUGCUCACAGGCCAUGUGCAGCAACAGAGGCAGGAGAUGGUGGCCCAGCAGCAUCGACUACAACAGAUCCAGGAGAGACUCCAUACAGCGGCACUCCCGGCUUGA
This is a messenger RNA of Enhydra lutris kenyoni (northern sea otter), 607 nucleotides long. RefSeq names its product angiopoietin like 8 (gene ANGPTL8). Lineage: Eukaryota; Metazoa; Chordata; Mammalia; Carnivora; Mustelidae. The record is from RefSeq and is a predicted model, not a curated record. Bases 11 to 607 code for a protein of 198 amino acids. Gene Ontology annotation, biological process: triglyceride homeostasis; regulation of lipid metabolic process. The transcript is spliced from 4 exons.